CUGAGCAAAUUUUAUGUGUGUAUGUCAUGUAUUUUUACGAACAAACAUUCCCAAAACUGGUAACUGAAAUGUCGAUUUGUUAAAUUUAAUCAUCAGAAUGGAAGGUGAUAUAUCAGGCAUUCGUAUUAUUCCAUCGUCACUGGAAUUUUUUGAUAGUGAGGUGGAUGUUGUGCACAGACAAACCGUGACAGUGAAAAAUGUAUCAAAAUCCAGCAAAAGCAUCCGUUUCUACGGUCCAAAAACAAAGAAUUUUUCCCUAAAGGUCAAUAAUCCAGAGAAGCCCGUUGCUCCAGGGUUGCAAGUCCAAGCAUUUGUUGAGUAUGAAACGAGCGAAGAGGCUGAUUGUGUGGACAGACUUGUUGUCACAGUUGAUGGAGAUGUGAUUGAAAUACCUCUUCAUGCUUACCCGUGUCAGCCUAUUCUAACCAUACAGGGCCCUGUCAACUUUGGAAAUGUUGUUGCCUGCAGUAAAGUCAUCUCAAAGGAAAUAUCCGUGAUCAAUCAAGGGUCAAAGUCUGGGGAGUUCAAGGUGAAAUAUUCCGGUGACAUCCCGAUCUCUGUGAUCCCAUCGAGCGGAAAUGUCCCACCAAAGACGGCACAAAUUAUCAAAGUUGAAUUUGUAACGAAGGAAAGUGGAAAAAUUGAUGAAGAAGCAAAAGUCUACCUUGAGGGCCAGGAGACCACUGCUCUGCGGAUCCUGGGCAACGUGGUCGAAAGAACAUUGGAGUUGUUAUCACCCCAGAAUGAGGAGCUCAUGGAGUGCAUCAAGUUUGGAAAUGCCUAUUAUGGUACCGACAGAACGGAAGCUGCCAUUCUGUUCAAUAAUGGGCCAGAACCGGUCAAUUUUGUGGCGGUGUUACAAGAUGAUGCCCCUGGACAAGACGUGGGCACCGACUUGACCAAGACGACUGCAGCAACCCUGUCUGAUCAGCUCCGUCCAGAUCAAUACAAGGGCUUUAAUAACCCAUUGACUUCCUUGGUGACAGCUAUACCCAACCAGGGCACACUUGCUCCUUAUGAGAAGAUACCCGUCUUUUUUAGGUUCAGUCCAAGGUGGAACUCCUCAAAAAGUGGUUGGAAAUGUCAGGGUGACCAACCGCCCCGGCAGGACUUCGCACUAUUCAUGCACCUCGAGAUGAUUGGAUCUAGCAAUGGAUUCCAAAACAAGUCUGGCAAUAAAACAAGAAGUAAUAUAGAAGGCUCCUUCCUAGAGGUCGCUGUGACUGGCACAGCACUUCCCGUCCAGCUGAACUUCUCACCGCAGACAAAGUUAGAUUUCGAUGAAUGCCCCGUCGGAGAACACGUCGAUACAUUGUGCAUGAUCAAGAAUGAAUCGGCCGUGCUACCGGCCUUGUUUCAGUUCCGACGGAUUGCUCACUUCAGUAUGCGGCCUCCAAAUGGCACACUGCCCCCUGGUGGCUCACAAGAGAUAUUGUUUUCAUUCACCCCGAACCAAGUGGGAACCUUCAAGCCUAAUCUCACCAUGGAUGUGAUCGGCCAGGUGGCGGAUAAUCGCAAUCCGUUCAUGUCACAUCUGGAGGUGAUCCACUCGAUGAACAUACAGCUUCAAGGUCGUAGCGACCCUGUCACAGUCAAGAGGGCGCCAAAGUUUAAUCCAGGCAUAACUCCAAAGAUCACAAAUGAAGUUGGUCAAUUCGUUGACACGACAUUCGAAACUGCUGAAAAGAAGCCGCGAGCAGCCAUUUUGAAUUCUCUUGGGACGGAAAUUCAUAAAAUUGAAUCGGCCAAGAAUGUGAAGACGUGGAAUGAUGCGGCGCUGGUAUCUUUUCCGAAUGACCGUGCGAAGAGCAUCAGGCCUAGUGAUAGGAAGGAAAAUUAUAAGACAAUCUUCACCGGCAUGGAGCGACACACGUACGUGGACCCCGACUACGCUUACACAGACGGCGAGGAAGCGGCCAGAAAACUUCACAAAAAAUACUACCAGUCGUUCAUUGGUGAUCGCCGUGAGAACAGGAUUAAUAAGCUGAAGGCAAAGGAGUUUGAAGAAACCAACAAUAAGACUGAUAUCGGCAUCAAAACUGCUGCCGGAAUCAAGCCGAAGAAACUGACACAAGAUGAGAUCAAGCCGGAUCCGAGACCGCCCACGCCCCCGAAUGCGGGCUUCCGUCUGCUGAGCUCCAAGGAGUUAUCAGAAGCAGAAGAGACGACGAUGCAGAAGAACGUCCAAGAUGGCCUCAAUGCGAUCCCCACCACCGAUCGAGAGAAGCGAGAAUGUAGCCGCAUCCUCUCGCCGCAGGAGCUCCAUCAGGUCGUGAUCGGGCCGCCGACGCUGGAGUUCGAUGACGUCUGCUUGAGAUCAGUCAGCACGAAGAACGUCAACAUUGUCAACAAUCUGAACCAAUACAUUCAUGUGGUGUUUGAUGUUGAUUGCCGCGAAUUGCGCCAGACCAGUCCCCUGUCACAAGUGAUCCCACCGCAAUCAAAAGCGACGCUCCCCAUAAUCUUUGAGUCGAACAUCAAGGGACUCUUCCAGCGUUCGUUGAUGUACACCGUCAAUUCUGCGUACCGACAUCAUGUGACCGUCCUUGCUAACGUCGUACCGGUUCACCUCUCGCUCGACAAAGAUGAACUGGAAGUUUUCCCGUCGCCCGGCCAACCGGCAGAAGCAGGUUACAGAGGUGUCGUAACUUUGAAGAACCCAUUGAAUUAUCCGGCAGAGUUUACAUGGGCUCCAAUCCUGGGGGAGCGGGGAACGGCUUUCUCUAUCAGGCCUGCUACUGGUGUGGUAGAUGCGUUCCAGGACCUCCAGUGCGAGAUCGUUUUCCAUCCAUCCUACCUUGCACCAGAGGAUGGCAUGUUUGCCCUACAAGUUCACGGCGGGAAUCAACUCGCGCUAAAAUGCUCGGCCAAGUUCGGCCCGACCACCGUCAAGUUCAUUGACCGGCGCAUCAUGUUCGGUCAGGUUCCACUCCACCUGACGACGAUCAAGGCAGCACAUCUUCACAACAAUAGCCAGAACCAUGCUUACUUUGAGGUUAUUGAGCCAAACCCUUUCCCCGGUAUGACCAUUAGCCCGGUCCACGGGGUCGUUCCAGUUGGAGGCAAUGCCGAGUUGAAGGUCUCCCUGACACCUAACGCUGUUAUCAAGUUUGAUACACGAGUAAUGGUGUCGAUUCGAGGCUGGAAGAUCAUUGAACUGAGGAUGGGCGGCACGGUCGAACCUCCUGUUAUUGAUAUUGAUGAGAAAACUUUCAAUCUAGGUGGAGUGUUCUGCGGCUCCCAAAAGACAACCACUUUCAACAUCAUCAAUAAGACGACCACGAAAACCAAGAUGGAGUUUGACCUGUCCAGAUACAGCGACUUCUCUCUGGCGUUCCCUGGUCGUGAGACGGCAGAUGAUUACACGUUUCAGCUGCUGAAUCCUGGUGUCUAUUCGGUCACGAUCAAGGGGGAAGAGUCGAUCCCAUGUGAGCUGACAUUCUGCCCAACAGAGGUCGCUUCCUAUGACUUCAACCUGCCAGUCGUGAUCAACCAGACAGUGGCACCCUCCCCAUCGCCAACACCCUUCCCGCCUACACCAGCGCCCUCUAACAAGAACAGCAUUGCCCACAUAAUCAACCCACGCCCUGUCCACGUGUCCAUCUCCACACCGAGGAGAAAAGUGAUUGCCACGGCGUUGAGGGAGCCGCUGCAGUUGUCACACCAAAGGAUUGAAUUCUCCCUUCCCGUCAACUAUCUAGAAAUUGCUGCCACCUCAGGCAUUGGGACAAGUAAGGGUACUCUUCUCGUGAACAAUAGCGACAAACGUAUUAAGUGGUCCAUAGACCUGAGCAAGGCCAACAAGACCCUCGAAGACGGCAUCUUCAAGUUCCUGCACUCGAGUGGUAUGCCGUACCUGACCCAUGGAUUUGGUGGAGUGGAGGGCCAUCUUGAGCCCGGGAUCACCACGCAGCUUGGUGUGGCAUUUUGUCCAAAAGGACCUGGAACAUACUACAGCAAAGUCCCUGUCAUCAUCAAUGAUAUGUACACAAACCCCUACGUCUACCUCGAGCUGACUGGUUAUCUCAAGGCCCCAAAGAUCUGGUUUGACCCCCUGGCUAUUGUCCUGACCCCUGUGCCUCUCUGCACCACCGUCAGUGCCGAGUUCAAUAUUCUCACAGCUAACUACAGCAAAGUCAGCCACCUUGGUGUUGAGUACCCAGAGGUCGAGUGUGAAGAUGGCAGUAAGAUCACACCGCUUACCGUAUCAUUCCCAAAUGGAAAUGAGAUCAAACCCUGCUGUAGUGACGAUGGCCAGAUUGAACCCUAUCUCGUCUCCUGCAAAGUCAGCUUCUCCAGCACGAAACCCGUCUCUUUCUGCCAACCUCUGAAGCUUGUGGACGACCAGGGAAACAGUGCGACGAUCGCCAUCACGGCCACGGCCGACAACUGUCUACUGACAUGUUACCCAUUCAUUGCCCAGCAUCGUGGCGAUCAUCAUAUCAUCUGUGAACAGGGUCUGACAUUGAGAGGUCGUAAGGCGGCGUCCAAGGAAAGUCUGAACGCUGGCGAAGCUAUCUUCGUCCCCUGUACCUCCCCACAGCCAAGUCGACCCAGCACCAGCGCCACGAGCACAGGCGACUUCCAAGUGUCUUCAUCGAGCUAUGAGGACAGCCAGAGUGUCACAGAGUCGACCUACCCCAGUACACCUCGAGAUGGCGCUCUGGUCAAGUUGCUUACGAGCUCUGCCGACCAUGACAGCCAAGGUCGCAAUAACAUCCAAUCCCGUUCCCUCGGCUCGGCGCUCUUCCCGGAUGAGGACUCAGAGGAGGGUAUCUUCCACACGGAGGUGUUAUUAGCCGUACAGCGAUGGUUUUCCUCGCAUGGAUGGCCCGGUGGUUCAUUCCCCAUCACCAUACCAUACGCUCUAAGAAGUGGCCUUGGUAUGAAAAAUGGUGACGAAGGUUCAAAGAAGGCAAACAACAAGAAAGAGAUGAAGACUAUUUAUGACAUGAUCGGAAAUCUGCUUGGUAAACCACCGCCGGGAAUCCCGCUCAACUCUCCGCUCCCGGCAGACGACAAUGAACGUGUCAAACAGGUCUACUGGCAGCACAGCACACUACUCACUUUCCUUAAGAGCCAAGGUGCAUGUGUCUCGUCGAUCAAACCAGAAUACCUUAUGGAACCGUAUGACUAUAAGGUCUGGCUGGGCGUUCAGCGGGAGACUGAGAAGGAGAAAAACAAGGAUGGUCUCAUCGACACCAGCGUGUUGACCUCGGAGGAACAGGAGAUUGAAGAUCAGUUGUUUGAGGCUGUUUCAAAACGUGCCUGGACGGAUAUUCUACUCCAGAUAUUGAAGACACUGGUAUUCUCCAAGAUCACGCCUCGUCAGUUCAAGAACUUGUCCUUCCCGGACCGCACUAUCUCGAGCCCUAACCUGAACCCAGACCCUCUCUGCAGCAACGUCUACAGCGUCCAGGAACGAAUCCUCCUCUCUUGGCUCAACCAUAACUACGAACACUUCAGGCAGCGGAUCUGGGAGGACAGCGACAAGGGUGGAGUCCCGCCCUCACGUUGGAUCGUCAACUUUGACUAUGAUCUUCUUGACGGUCUUGUUUUGGCUGCGGUUCUCGGAGCUCACUGUCCAUUCCUGAUUUCUGAUCUGAAGGACAUGUACACUCAUCCCUCAACGGCAGAGCAGUGCCUCCACAACGCCCUGAAAGUCUCCAACUCGAUGAAGUAUAUCGGCAUUGAGUACGACAUCCAGGCAAUCGACAUCACCGAUCCGAAUCCUAUCGCACUCAUAUUGCUGUGCGUGCACUUGUACCAGAGGAUGCCGCAGUAUAUCCCGAAAACAUCCGUAGAGUUUACCGGGGCCUUGCAUUCAUCUGUAAUGAGACAGGUGCGCCUGAGUAACCCAAGUGGGAAAUCCCUCAUCUAUCACGCCCUCAUUGCCGGUCACGAUGCCAGGGACUUUGACCUGCCCAAGGGUCGUGAAGUCACCGUUCCACCGAGAGGCCACUUGAACAUGUCCGUUGAAUUCACCAGUCGCUACCUGAGGCCGGCGGAAGCAGUCCUCCUAAUGGUUGGACGAAGAAGUGGAUCGGCCCUCGGGACAACGCUCGUGUUUAAUUUGAAGACCAUGAUUGAUAGUAUUACACCAAAGCAUACUCUCAAAUUUGAUUCACACUGCUACGAGCUCCACAAAAUCAACCUGGAAGUGACAAACCCCUUCGCGGAGCCUGGAACAUUCCGAGUCGUCCUUGUAGAGGGCGCCAUGGAUAAUCCUGUCGCUGGAGGCUCUGGAGCACCAUUUUCUAAGUCAACUGAGAAGAAACUUAAGAAUGUACGGUCACGAACGGAUCAUGGUCAGAAGCGGCCUAAGACGCCACCGUCGCCAAAGUCUCAGGAGGUGUUCCCGUAUGAGAAGUCUCCGAUGUUGAGCAAAAAAGAAGAUUCACCGGCCAUGAAGUCUUUCCAUGCUCCUCAAUCACAGAUCGAACUGGACGGAAACGGCACAGGAACUCUCGAAGUUCACUUCCUGCCGUUCAACACUGGAAAGCGUCAGUGUUCCAUCAUCUUCAUCAGUGACGAAACGGGCGAGUUUCUAUACUCCAUCGAAGCAAUGUCGCUCCUCCCAAAGGCUUGUUCGCUACCGUUCCGAUCAUCCGGUCAUAGUUUCCGGAUCUCGAGCGCUGCUGCCGCGGGAAGCGGGCGUGGCCAGUAUGGCGGCGAUGACAGCAUCGUGUAUUGGAAAUGCGAGGUCAACCAGACACUGGAUGAAACGAUCAACGUCCCGAUCUCCAACGCGGUCAGAGAAAAGGCUUUGUUGUUGGCGUCGCAACAGUUCAUGACGGAGUCGGAGCUCCAUCGCCGCCUGGUGACAGGGACUCUAAGCAGCACGACAUUGACGACGAAGACUAUGUCCAUGUUGUCGGUCAAGCCAGGCCCUGGCAAAAAAACUAGCAAGAAGAAAGACUCGGAUGCCAAGUCUAUGAACUUCAAGGUUGAAGUGGACUCCAAGUAUUUCAAGGGUCCAGAAACCAUCCAGAUGCCAGUAGCAAAGUCCGUUGAUGAUUUGGACCACAACAAAACAAUCGAGAUUCCGAUCACGUUCAAAUCCGACCAACCUGGUCAUUACCCUUGUAAUGUUAUCCUGCGAGCCCAAGAUGACAUCAGGAUCUAUAAGAUUGAAUGCACAGUGGUCCCUGAAGGGAACCAGGCAAAGAUUGAAUUCCGUUCACCAGUUCAUCAAACCGUCACCCAACAGAUACCAAUUGUGAACCCAACCAACCAUGACUGGCCUCUCGAGUCUAAGAUCAGCGGUGAAGGCUUCCACGGCCCUCCCACCCUGCUUGCCAAGGCAUACCAGACAACCAAUUAUCCUCUCAUGUUUAAACCUGUCUAUGAGAAGGAGGUCGAGGGUAAGCUUGACCUCAUAAAUGUUGCUGAUGGGACAGCGCAUAACUUUGACUUGGUGGGAAAAGCCAAGAAACCGUUAGCACUGGAGACCAUCAAACUUGAGUGCGUCGCAAAGGAAAAAAUAAGCCAGAGAUUGAAUGUGCCCAACAUCACCAGGAAGAAACUGCAUUACAGGGUGGAGUCAGAUUUGGAUUUUGUGGGUGGCGACGCCCACCUGACCGUCUGGCCUGGGCAGAGUGCGUUCUACACGAUGAUAGUUGCUCCUCGACGACGUGGCACUUACAAAGGUGUCAUCAGCUUCAUCGCCGGAAGAAAUCCAAUUGUUGAGGUAGACAGCGAUGGUGAUGAGAUCCCAGAGCUGGACGAAGACAAAGUCGUGGAUGAUAACUAUCGAGUUUGGUUUGCCCUUGAGGUGACCGUCAAGCCAUCGCCCCCGGAGAAGACAUUGGAGAUCACAUGUGCUUGUCAGAAACGAGUGAUUCUAGAAGUUGGUGUAAACAAUCCCAUCGAGAAAGAGCUCACCCUGGACGUUACAAUUGAAGGCAUGAACUUGACCGGCCGCAAGGUGGUCACACUGUCCCCGCGUGGACGGGCCACGUAUGAACUCACAUUCGCCCCAGCUAUCAUUGGGAAGUGUCAUGGGAGUUUGGUAUUUUAUCAUGAGCUAACUGGCGAGUUCUGGUAUGAAUUGGUGCUGAUUGCCGAGCCGCCCAUCCCCAUCACCCUGGCAGACAUGGAGUGUGAACUAGGAAGGUGGUCAAGACAACUGAUUGAGCUAAAGAACCCGACCAGCGAAACCUUAGAGUUAGUGUCGACUAUUUCCAACAUGAACAACUUCAAUCUCGAGAAGGACAACGAACAGCCGAUCAUCUUACGACCUCACGAAAAUAUCAAGAUGCCCCUCAACUUCAUGCCGUCGAUGCUAGGAGAAGGGGACCAACAAGCCGUGGUGACUUUCUUGUGUGAACAGCUUGGAGAGUGGAUAUUCCACGUGGCCGGGCGAGGCCUUGUCCCUCAACCCCAAGAUCCUGUCAGUAUCUACGCCGAGGCUGCCUCGAAUACAACCAUCAUCAUUCCGUUCAGGAAUCCGCUGGAUGUGCCCAUCAUUAUUGAUGUCUCUCUCUUGGAUAAAGACCAACAGAAUGACAUCGUCUUCAACAACGAGUUGCGAGAAGAAUCCCCCUUCUGCCUUCUCCUCAAACAAAAACAAGAAAUACGCGUCGGGCCGAAGUCAACGUUGGAUAUCCCAGUGUCCUUUGCACCAGAUGAGAUGAGGCUAUAUGAGGCGGUGUGUUCGUUGGCGGUACGGAGAGCAGACGGCAGGAGUUGGCAGUACGUGGCUGGCAUCGAUGACGAUGAGAGGCCACUUCCAAGAACUGAGAGUGGAGGAGUGAAGGAGCUCACAUGGUUGUACCCAAUAAACGGCAUCCCAGAGGCCAACCCGGUCAAAGACAACCAGGCAGCGCUCAUUGAGUGUCCGUCACGGGAGCGGGCCGAGGAGCGAUUGGAAGUGGUGUUAUCGGGGGUCGCUCCAUGCUCCUCUGGUCCUCAGCGCGGUAUCAAGACGCGAGCGGUCACGCCGAAAGACCAGGCAUCCAAACCACCAGAUGGCAUUGUGGUGGCGGAGACUAUCUCUGUGACCAACGAGUUCACCUUUGAGAUUGUCUUCAGCAAGGAGGAGAAUACUAACAACCUACAGAAUGCGGUCGCCCUGUCCUUGGUCCGUCAACACCGUGAUAAGGUGUCUGGCCUGGUUGUACUUGUCUUCAACAUCGUAUUUGCACCUAACACUCCAAUGAGACAUGAUGUCCAGCUGCUAGUCAAAGCGGCUACCGGAGGAGUCUGGAGGUUCCCAGUCCGGUUUGUAGCUACGGAGCCUAAACCAGACGAUACCAUUGUCAUCGAGGCCGUCGGACUAAACAAAGAGGUCGCCCUUGGUUUCAGACUGAAUAGUCAAGAAAGCCACCCGAUCCCGUUCCGGGCAUUCUACGUGGCCGGCAGCGAUCCUGAGCUGACUGUAUCUCCAAUGUGUGGAGAGUUACUACCUUCUGGCAGCAACGGUACAUUGAUAACGGUCGGGUUCACACCGGCAAUGUACGGCAAAGCAUACCAUGGGAGACUUGUGGUGCAGACACAAGAUAUGCAAUGGACUUAUAUAGUCAAGGGCAUCCCACCAGGCUACAUUGCACCCGAGGGGCGGUCAACGCCACCCAUGAAAGGCCCACACCCAGACCCAAGGAGGCGGUCCGAGAGAUAUCAUUUCAUCCGCGAGAACUUGAAACUGAACACAACAGCUGUGUCAUCACCCAUUAAGGGUGCUUUGCUCUUGCCAGUCAGACCGAGGAACUGUUAGUGUUAGCCAACACAAAAUUGACUUUGUGGACUCAAAUUUUAAAACAUGAAAGAUGUAUGUCAUGGUUCUUGAUAUUUACUCUUAUGGACCUGGAGACCUGGAGAAUCAGGUUGUAAAAUGAAAAAGAUUUUUUUCUUUGGCCACAUUUUCAUUUGAAAACGAGUUUGCAAAAAUUGUCUACAUAACAAGUUUUUUUUCUGUUAAAUUACAUCCGUCCAUAUGAAAGGGUUAAUAUAUUGGUAACCUUGACAAUUGGUGUGUGUUUUUGUUGCAAUUUUGGCAUCUUUUAUAGACUGUGAUUGCCUAAUAAAAUGUGAUAUUGAAAUGUUUCGUAUUUUGUCGUGUAUGACAUAGAAUAAAUGUAUGGCAUGAUUAGGGAGUAAGGAGUAAGGUAUAUGAUUUGGAGCACCUGGCUUCUGCCCAAAUAGUCCCUCUUCAUAAAGCCUAACAGGAUGAGUUCAACAGGAACAUUUAUAAAAAAUUGUACUCAGUUUUGUGGACAAAAUUAUUCUAAACAUAUAUUGAGCGUUUACAAUACAGAAGUCAUUGUAUAUUUCUCUACAUUUAUAGUUUAUAUUGGGAAUAAAUAAACUAUUCAUCUAUAUAUUCACUCCGUCCAUUGAUUGAAUGUGCACUGAUUUCUACCUGAUUGUCCAAAAACUUGUUUUGAUGAAUUCACUUUUGUAAAUAGAUAUGUUUUGUUUCUUCAACUUACAUGGUUGGUACUGUAUAGAUGUAUUUUAUGAAAUAAAUAUAAUU
Lineus longissimus is the source of this 10474-nucleotide messenger RNA. Its product is annotated as cilia- and flagella-associated protein 47-like. NCBI's taxonomy places the organism in Eukaryota, Metazoa, Nemertea, Pilidiophora, Heteronemertea, Lineidae. Gene Ontology annotation, cellular component: cilium. Gene Ontology annotation, biological process: cilium assembly. The record is from RefSeq and is a predicted model, not a curated record. Gene Ontology annotation, molecular function: protein binding. Bases 98 to 9715 code for a protein of 3205 amino acids. The transcript has 47 exons.